CCAGGGAGAACAGUCACACGAAAAUGGUAAAAAGUUAAAAUAGUUGCAGUAAGUCACAUGUAUGGUUACUUGCGUUGGGGCAGUACUCUUUCCCAGCGGCUGUUCAUCUUCAUUGUAGCUCUCUUUAUUCUCCGGUUCUCCCUACUCUUCUCUCCCAACAGACGUUCAUCUUCAUUGUAGCUCAACGCACCUUCUCUCUCCUCUUCCUCUUCGAACGAUCAUGAGUGGCCAGGCUGGUGAUGAGCUGCACGGCGCACAGGAGGGUGAGGAGAGCCAUGCCCCAGUCCCAGAUCAGGUGCGAGUGGCAUCGGAAACACAACUAGUUCAGCGAACGUUCGAAAACCACCACCGUUCGGUAGUUCGGAUAUUCGUCAAAGGUGGAAAAAGGAACACACUGGGCACUGGCUUUGUUGUUCACCACGAUGGAGCAACAUGUUUAGUGUUGACCUGCUACCACACUUUUCAAGGAUUUGAUCAAGGGCACGGCGAUCUUCAGAUUUCGGUUAACUUCAGUGGUAUGGCUGAUGAUGUUCCUGCUCAAGUGUUUCGUAGCACAGCGAAUCGAGAUCUAGUUCUGCUUCGGGUCCUUGGAGAUCUGCCGAGCUGCUAUCCCCCUGUGGUGUUCUCCGAUGAGAUGAAUGUAUCUGGGAGAGAUGUUGUUAUGAUUGGAUUCUUUGGCGUUGACAGUGCAUCCAUGCUCGUUGAGCCGGGCGCAUCACGUGGCCGUAUAAUGGGUGAACCUGUUGUCAAGCAAGCUGAACCCAUCUGCGAACACAUCAUCUCCAAUUACACGAUAGAGUCUGGAACAUCAGGAGGACCGAUCUUCAUGGAAGACGAGGUAGUUGGGGUCAAUGCUGUAGUUGAUAUUGGGAAGGUCGCAGCUAUCUCUGUGAGAACAGUAAAAUCAGUGCUGAUGAGCUGGAUUGAGGGUAACAACGGUCAAGACAUCAAAAUCCCGGACAUGCUUCGAUUGAUUGCAAGUAAAGCCCCUAGGAUCGAGAGAUCGGCAGAAGUAUGUUCGUCAUCGGCGAGGAGUACUGGUGAGUCAACGACUUGAUUUGGAGCAAAAUCAGAUGCUGUCAAGACUCAAGAGUGCGCAAGAAUUAACCGGAGAGCGAGAGUCCUCGUUCUUUCUAGCUAGUUUAAUUUUAGUGGCAUUUCGCAGGGUCCACUAGUUUAAUUGUUCAGAGUCCUAGCUAGUGCUUUCUUCUCUUGUUUAAUUUUAGUGUCAUUUCGCAGAGUCUACUUAUUUUUCUGAAUUAUCAAAUGCUUGCAGUUAUUUUAUAGCAUAGACUGUGCGAGGGACUUCUGUUAUAUGUAUGCUGCACCGUUAAGUUUGUUGGACUCGGAUUUUAUCACUAAUUCACUAUUUAGUUUGUUA
Molecule: messenger RNA, 1381 nt
Organism: Brachypodium distachyon (stiff brome)
Lineage: Eukaryota; Viridiplantae; Streptophyta; Magnoliopsida; Poales; Poaceae
Exons: 5
Coding region: 221-1057 (278 amino acids)
Source: RefSeq, a predicted model, not a curated record